CCUCUCUCCGUCCCUCUGCCUCUCUUUGUCUCGCUCUGCUUAUCUCCGCCGCGAAAGAAGGAAUUCGAAUGGCUUUUGCGAUCGGUCUCCCUCAUAACCUGCUUCUGCCCAGUGCCUCCCGUGGCAAAUUACAGGUGAAAUCGUGCUCUCAGAUUCAGAUUCAGAUUCAGACCAAGAAACGAUGCUUGCGAUGCCAUACGCUUUACUCUGAUCAAGAAAAUUCUCCAACUGCUUGUUCUUUCCAUGGCCACGCCAACGGGGAGAAGGGGUUGUUCUCGUUGGCGCCGCCACACCAAGGGAUAGAUGGGGAGUGGACGGACGAAUCAGGAGUGAUUGUGUACAAAUGGAAUGACAAAGGCAACAGACCCAACACAGGUCGCCCCAACUGGAAGAGACGGUGGAGCUGUUGUGCCGAGUAUGAUGAGAAUACCCCUCCUUGCCGACGAGCCUCCCAUGUCUCCUAUGAUGAUGGUUUCACUUUGUACUAACCAUAUUCCCCCCCCCCCCCAAAAAAAAAAAGUUCCCCUUGUAUAUAAUGCUUUCGAUGUAUAUUUAGAGGAAAACAUCACUUCAAAGAGCAUAUUUAUCUUUAAGUAUUCUACCUCUCAUCCUUCAUAUA
Neltuma alba is the source of this 619-nucleotide messenger RNA. RefSeq lists its product as uncharacterized. The transcript is spliced from 2 exons. The coding region runs from base 69 to 488 and encodes 139 amino acids. Lineage: Eukaryota; Viridiplantae; Streptophyta; Magnoliopsida; Fabales; Fabaceae. The record is from RefSeq and is a predicted model, not a curated record.